AUGGCGGCGAAGCAACUUCCAGCGGUUCUUCGCAUUGCAUCGAGCGCUACGAAUCAAGAUGAAGUUUUUCUUCUUCACGUCGAAUCUGCUGGGUCACGACCUUUAGAUCUUAAGUUAGUUGGGACGGAUGGCGAACUCGUAUUUGUGGUCUCAGUAAAGCACAGCAAAUUAUCUUCACUCAAGUCAAAGAAUUCUCCAUGUAGCGACGAAGAAUGGAUUCUGAUUUUGUCAUCCAUUCUGCUUCAUGAGCCGCCGAAGAAAGGGAAUGAGAAUGUGACCAGAGGAGUUGAGAUUCAUGCUAAAGUGGAGAAGAAAGCCGUGACCCUCGUGAUCCAAAAAGUUAUUGAAGGGAUCAAACAACGUCUCGGCGCAAUCAAACUGGAUGAAACCGAAGAAGAAGAAAUUGGCCUUUUUGAAUGGAGCGCUCUAGCAACAAAAUCGGCGGAUUCGGCAAAUGAUGAGUUGGAAGCAUUACAUACUAAGUACAGGGAGCAGCAGAAAAUGUUGGAUGGACUCAAUGAAACUUUCAGGGAAGUAAACAAAACAAAAUCCGACUAUGAGGUUCAGCUGUUGGAGAAGUUUAGCCUCUUGCAGAAUGAGAAGAAGCUCAAAAUAAGGGACCAACAAACCUUAUUAGCAAGCGCCAAAGUUGAUCCAGAAAAAGUCGAUACAGUGCGAGCUACAAGAUCUGGGAAGCUCAGAACCGUCGGCGCAUCGAGAACUGGGAAGCGUAAAGCCGGGAAGGAAGCGCAGACUGAAAGCUCAGAUUCAGAUGAUGCUUUUGAAAAAAUGGAUAUUGACAAAAAGCAACAGGAGGAUGAUACCGCCGAUGAAUCCGACCAACAAGAAAUACAAACUCCCGAUCGCUCGGAUGAAGAGACUGAAGAUGAGGCAGACGCUCCACAGUCAAAAGCUCAGCGUCGCAAGGGAAAGAAUACCGUUCAAGAUGAUCCGGGUGAGGAAACGCAAAUAGCGCCUAAAUCAACAGAGGCAACAAAAAUCGCCGAGCUACCAGCUAAAAGGGAACUACCAUUUGCCAAAAAGCCAGUUCCGGUACCUGCAGAUGAUGGAUCUGAGACCGAAUCGGGCUCGGACGAUGAACUAUAA
Molecule: messenger RNA, 1107 nt
Organism: Botrytis fragariae
Lineage: Eukaryota; Fungi; Ascomycota; Leotiomycetes; Helotiales; Sclerotiniaceae
Product: putative dna double-strand break repair and vj recombination xrcc4 protein
Exons: 3
Coding region: 1-1107 (368 amino acids)
Source: RefSeq, a predicted model, not a curated record